UCACCGAACCCGGUUAGAGUACAAAGGUUCGGUUCUGAUAGGUCAGGAUUCUGUCUCCGGAUCGGUUCUGCUGGAACAGAAUCUAUCUCCUGUAAUGUGAACAUAGCUAGUGGUUCCCCCGCUUCGGUACGGACAGAGGCUGGGCUUUGGUUCUGAUGCCGCGUUGCUGGUUCUGGAAGGUUCUGCAGGUCCAUUAGUAGGUAAUCAGGGAUGUGCGCAUGCUCAGUGCGGUUCAGGUGAAACAGGUUGAUUCUGUUUGGUUCUUCUGGAGGCCUGGAGUCGGUUCUGAACUCUGAGCAGGUUUUGUUUUCUCUGUGUCAGCGGUUCUGAGAUAGAGUUCUUUUGGACUGGAAAGUCUGUACUGUUCUGUAACAUGAGUAGGGUUUUAUUCUGAAAAUCAAAAUAAGAAAUUUAAAGAUGGUGGCUGGGAAAGUGAAGAAGCCCGGGAAACGCGGCCGGAAGCCAGCUAAGAUCGACUUGAAGGCCAAGCUGGAGCGGAGCCGGCAAAGCGCCAGGGAGUGCCGGGCCCGGAAGAAGCUGCGCUACCAGUACCUGGAGGAACUGGUUUCCAGUAAGGAGAGGGCCAUCUGCGCGCUGCGGGAGGAGCUGGAGAUGUACAAGCAGUGGUGCUCGGCCAUGGAUCAGGGCAAGAUCCCGUCGGAGAUCAAAGCUCUACUGACCGGAGACGAGCAGAAGAUUCCUCAGAGCAGCGCCGGCACCAAGGCGGCCAAGAACAGCAGGAACAGCAGCGCCGGCGCCGUCCAGAGCUAGACCACCAUGUCAGCUACAGACUCUGUGACCCCAAACGACCCGGAGACUGCCCGGAUAAAACCCGGAUACCGGAGUCCGCUCCAUCUGCUCUGAUCUCUCCUCACGUUGCUGAAGUCGGCCAUCUUGUCUUCUCCCCGCUUCCAGCCUCCCACCUGUUCAGGCGACACUCGGAGGUUACCUGGCUGUUUCAAGGUCACACGAUCCGCUGGCUUUCAGCUCCUGAGAAAAAGAUGUUAAAGUCUGAUCGUCUCGCUAAACGUUUCUGCUCUGGAUCUGACUAAUCCAGUUUGGAUCCGUUUUUUGCUUCGUUUUCAGGUGAUUCUGUCUAAAUCAGCAGAUCUAGAACCCGUUUCCCGAGGAAUCCCAUUUUUCCUGUUCUGGUUCUGGUCGUAAUCCUUCCUGAAUGUUGUGCACUUUCUUUAUUGUAGCAGAAGCACUUUGUGAGUUCUGAAGAACCUUUGUAGCUUUUACAGAACUUCAAUUUGUCAAAGCAAAUAAACCAGAAUCGUGAUUCUGAUGAAAA
This is a messenger RNA of Gambusia affinis (western mosquitofish), 1294 nucleotides long. RefSeq names its product cAMP responsive element binding protein-like 2 (gene crebl2). Gene Ontology annotation, molecular function: DNA-binding transcription factor activity. Gene Ontology annotation, biological process: regulation of DNA-templated transcription. Lineage: Eukaryota; Metazoa; Chordata; Actinopteri; Cyprinodontiformes; Poeciliidae. The coding region runs from base 418 to 771 and encodes 117 amino acids. Gene Ontology annotation, cellular component: nucleus. The transcript has 3 exons. The record is from RefSeq and is a predicted model, not a curated record.